AUGAAGGAAGUGGUCAGGGCUGAGGUAUUGAAGUUGCUCGACGCAGGUAUCAUCUAUCCAAUAUCAGAUAGUGCUUGGAUCAGUGUAGUACAAGUUGUUCCCAAGAAAAGGGGUAUUACGGUGAUUGAAAACGAGAAAAAUGAGUUGAUUCCUACACGAACUGUGAUUGGAUGGAGAGUUUGCAUUGAUUACCGUAAACUAAACGCCGCUACUCGAAAGGAUCACUUCCCAUUACCGUUCAUUGAUCAGAUGCUGGAGAGACUAACAGGGCAUUCGCAUUAUUGUUUUCUGGAUGGAUAUUCCGGGUAUAAUCAGAUUCCACGCUACAUGAUGGCUAUCUUCUCAGAUAUGAUUGAGAAAUUCAUCGAGGUCUUCAUGGACGAUUUCUCAGUGUUCGGGUCUUCAUUUGAUGAGUGCUUGGAGCAUUUGAGUCUUGUGUUACAGCGGUGUACGGAGACUAACUUGGUAUUGAAUUGGGAGAAAUGCCACUUUAUGAUACAGGAAGGCAUCGUGCUAGGACACAUAAUCUCAGCAACGGGUAUUGAAGUGGACAGAGCAAAGAUUCAGGUGAUCGAGAAAUUACCGCUACCUACAUCCAUGAAAGGUGUUCGUAGUUUCCUCGGGCAUGCCGGUUUCUACAGAAGGUUCAUUAAGGAUUUCUCAAAUAUUACUAAACCGUUGUGCUGGCUGUUGAUGAAAGAAUCCACAUUUGAGUUCACAGAUGAGUGUCUGUUUGCUUUUAAUACCUUGAAGGAGAAGUUGAUUUCUGCACCCGUGAUCAUUACGCCAGAUUGGAAUCUGCCAUUUGAAUUAAUGUGCGACGCUAGUGAUUAUGCUGUUGGGGCUGUCUUAGGACAACGAAGAAAUAAGAUAUUUCACGUGAUUUACUAUGCAAGUAAGACCUUGAACGAAGCUCAACUCAAUUAUGCCACUACAGAAAAAGAGCUCCUUGCCGUAGUCUACGCCUUUGACAAAUUUAGGUCAUAUCUCGUGGGAUCAAAGGUCAUCGUUUAUAUAGAUGCGGAUAAGAAAGGCAGUGAAAAUGUAGUGACGGACCACUUAUCUCGACUCGAGGCCACAGAACAGACAGAAAUAGUGGAAAUCAACGAAGUCUUCCCAGAUGAACAAAUUUUUGGUUUGGGGAGGGGGGCCCUGGAUCCCAUCCUAUAUAGGCGGGGUGCAGAUCAAAUUGUUCGUCGCUGCGUACCUGAGGAAGAAGUGCCUUUGAUAUUAGAACAUUGUCAUUUAUCUACAUAUGCAGGGCAUUUUGGAAAUAUAUCCAGGAGAAAUGAAAUGCCUUUGAAUAGUAUCCUGGAGGUGGAACUAUUCGACGUCUGGAGGAUCGACUUCAUGGGGCCAUUUCCCCCAUCCUUCUCUAAUCAAUACAUAUUAGUGGCUGCGGACUACGUAUCAAAGUGGGUAGAGGCCGUUACACUGCCUACCAAUGAUGGGAAGGUGGUGAUUGAGUUUCUAAAGAAACAUAUUUUUACCCGCUUUAGAACACCGAGGACUAUAAUCAGUGACGGGGGCAAACACUUCUGCAAUCGUCAGUUCGAACAAUUGUUGGCUAAAUUUGGCGUUAAAUAUCGUGUAGCCACUGCAUAUCAUCCUCAAACCAGCGGACAGGUCGAAGUGUCCAAUAGACAAUUAAAGCGAAUACUCGAAGUCACAGUAAAUUCAUCACAAAAGGACUGGUCUAAGAAAUUGAACGACGCCUUGCUGCGGGUGAAAAACGUCUCCUACAACUUAAUGAGCUGGAUGAGCUUAGAAUGGAAGCCUACGAGAAUUCAAGAAUCUACAAAGAGCGCACUAAGAAAUGGCAUGACAUGCACAUUCCGAGACGUGAAUUUAAUGGUGGGGCAAAAAGUGCUACUCUACAACUCUAGGCUUAAGCUGUUUCCAGGAAAACUGCGAUCUGGCCGGUCUGGUCCGUAUACUAUUACACAGGUUUUUCCACAUGGGGCAGUGGAAAUCACUCACGACAGCAAGGGGACAUUCAAGGUCAAUGGACAGCGCCUGAAGCAUUAUUGGGGCGGUGAUUUUUCAAAGGAAAAGUCUACCGUUCAUCUUCGACCAUCAGAAUGA
Messenger RNA from Olea europaea var. sylvestris, 2085 nucleotides. RefSeq lists its product as uncharacterized. Gene Ontology annotation, molecular function: nucleic acid binding. Lineage: Eukaryota; Viridiplantae; Streptophyta; Magnoliopsida; Lamiales; Oleaceae. Gene Ontology annotation, biological process: DNA integration. The coding region runs from base 1 to 2085 and encodes 694 amino acids. The transcript has 6 exons. The record is from RefSeq and is a predicted model, not a curated record.